Messenger RNA from Prorocentrum cordatum, 1791 nucleotides. Lineage: Eukaryota; Dinophyceae; Prorocentrales; Prorocentraceae. The record is from the annotation of a GenBank genome assembly.
AUGGCCCGCGCCCUUUCGGCUGUCCUGCUCGCCGCGGCGGCGUGCCUCAGCGCCCAGCGGCUGCCUCUGGCGGCGAAGGCCGAGGCGCGGGCAUUCGCCGCGGCGCGCACCGGGGCGGGGCUCGCGGGGCCACCGCUGCCUGCGGCACCGCCUGCUCGCCGCACGGAGGGCUCGUCCGUGGCCAGGCGUGGCCUGCUGGGGCUCUUCGGCAGGGCCCCCGCGCCCCCGCCGUGGUAUGCGCAGCUGCUGGGCAGCAGCAGCGCGCCCGUGCUGUCUCUGGCGCUCGGGGUGCUGCUUGGCGCGGUUGCAGCAGCGAAGGGGCGAGGCGGCGCGUCCGCGCCGACGUACGUUUUCAACAGCAGCAUCACCAAGGAGCAGGUGCUCGAAGCUCAGGAGGCCUGGGGCGACGGAAUCGUGAAGAUCAGCGCCGCGCAUUCCAGCGGGGAGGACUUCACGUUUCUCGCGAAAGAGCACAUCAGGAACCUGUACGGCUACGGCGUCACUGAUGUCCUCUUCAAGCCGACUCUGGCCUCAGAGAUUCAGUUUCGAUCCACCUUCGACGAGGCCCUGUCUUACUUUGUUGCGAUAAACGGGGCUUGCUCUGAGGACACGGGUUUCGCCAUCAAGGGCUGGAAGGCCGUCCGGUGGGAGAACGUGGAUAUCACCACCUCAGGCAACACCGCGAUGGCCAUGGGCAACUACUUCUUCACCACCCCAGAAGGCGGCGAGGUGAAGGUAGAGUAUACGUUCGGUUAUUUCCUCGACGCGGAGGGGAAGGUGCGGAUCAAUUUGCACCACUCCUCAGUGCCGUACGACUCUGGCGUCACCAAGGAAGAAGUCAUCGCUGUGCAAAAUGCGUGGGCUGGCGCCAUCCAGAACAUCUCGAAGAUCCACAAGGACAAAGGCGAUUUCGUCCAGGCAGCGGCGGAUGCAGCUGGGGAGCUCUACGCGUACGGUGAAGGUAACGUGCUCUUCAAGCCGACUAAGGCUCGUGAGUACCCGUUCCGGCCCACGGCUGAGGAGGCGAUGUCCUAUUUUGUCGGCAACGACGCGGUGGAGAACGGUUAUAAGGAGGACGGUGGUUUUGCGAUCAACGGGGGCAAGGGCUGGGCCGAUUGCGUGUACAACAACCACAUGAUCGAACCUAUCGGUGGUAUUGCCAUUGCCAUGGGUACAUACGAUUUCACCUGUGCCACCACCGGGGACGUGUCGACUGUCGAGUACACUUUCGGUUACAAGCGCUGCGACGAUGGGAAGGUUCGCAUCUUCUUACACCACUCGUCUGUGCCGUACAGCGCUGCACCCGCUCCAGUCACCGAGGAGGAAGUCAUCGCUGUGCAAAAUGCGUGGGCUGGCGCUAUCAAAAAUAUCUCGAAGGUUUACAAGGACAAAGGCGACUAUGUUCAGGCAGCUGCCGAGGCAGCUGGGAAGCUCUACGCGUAUGGUGAAGGUAACGUGCUCUUCAAGCCGACUAAGGCUCGUGAGUACCCGUUCCGGCCCACGGCUGAGGAGGCGAUGUCCUAUUUUGUCGGCAACGACGCGGUGGAGAACGGUUAUAAGGAGGACGGUGGUUUUGCGAUCAACGGGGGCAAGGGCUUCUCAGAUUGUGUGUACAAGAACCACCAGAUCGAACUCAAGGGUGGCAUUGGCAUUGCAAUGGGUACCUACGACUUCACCUGUGCCACCACUGGGGACGUGUCGACUGUCGAGUACACCUUCGGUUACAAGCGCUGCGACGAUGGAAAAGUGCGCAUCUUCCUGCACCACUCGUCCGUACCCUACUCGCCUUGA